CCAUCCAUCCAUGGCUUAUCUUCAGAGUUCAGUGUCAGCAGCACCUUCCAGCCAGCGUACGUCUAAACUACUACUACUGCAAGAGAACGAGGAGGAAGAAGAAGCAGGAAGAAUGCGUGCGCUCGAUCGCCUUUAGUUUUUGCCAAUUGUGUCUUUCAGGAAACAUCAUCUAGCUAGCUACCUAGCUACAGGUCGGUAGCUGCAUGAUUGGGAUAAGGUAGCUUAGAGGGUAGGCCGUAUAUAGCAUGCCAUGGAGUUUUCACUCAUGGGCACGGAUACUUUUCUUCGGACCCUGCCAUAACUCAUAAGUAUCGACGGUACGUCAAGCAAUGUUCGUGGCGCGGCGUUCUCCCGGCGUGGUGUCGCUCCGUCGCCGACGAAUCCCUGGCACUGGCACGACGUGUUGGUGCGAUUCUUGAUCUUGCUCAUCGAUGCUUUCCUGCUUCCGGCAGCCGCGGCCGGCCGGUGACGCGAGCCAGAGCGGCGGCGCGGCGUCGUCGUCGUCGCCUCGGCGGCUGUUCGCGUCGAGCUUGUUCGCCUCCUCGCCGUCGACGUCGGGCAAGAACCCGUGGCCGUCGGAGCCGGACGACAUGGAGAAGAAGCGGUGGGACAGCAUGGAGUCGUGGUCGAUGCUGCUGGACACGGCCAUGGCCCCCUCGUCCUCCUCGUCCGGCGGCAACAGCGGGCGGCGGGAGGAGUGGAUGGCGGACCUUUCCCACCUCUUCAUCGGCAACAAGUUCGCGGCGGGCGCCAACAGCCGCAUCUACCGCGGCAUCUACAAGCAGCGCGCGGUGGCUGUGAAGAUGGUGCGCAUCCCGGAACGCGACGAGGUCCGGCGGGCCGAGCUGGAGGAGCAGUUCAACUCGGAGGUGGCGUUCCUGUCCCGGCUCUACCACCCCAACAUCGUGCAGUUCAUCGCGGCGUGCAAGAAGCCCCCCGUGUACUGCAUCAUCACGGAGUACAUGUCGCAGGGCACGCUGCGGAUGUACCUGAACAAGAAGGACCCCUACUCGCUGUCGCCGGAGACGAUCCUGAAGCUGGCGCUGGACAUCUCGCGCGGUAUGGAGUACCUGCACGCGCAGGGGGUGAUGCACCGCGACCUCAAGUCGCAGAACCUGCUGCUUAACGACGAGAUGAGGGUCAAGGUGGCCGACUUCGGCACCUCCUGCCUGGAGACGCGCUGCCAGGCCACCAAGGGCAACAAGGGCACCUACCGAUGGAUGGCGCCGGAGAUGAUCAAGGAGAAGCCCUACACGCGCAAGGUGGACGUCUACAGCUUCGGCAUCGUGCUCUGGGAGCUUACCACCUGCCUCCUCCCCUUCCAGGGCAUGACACCCGUCCAGGCCGCCUACGCCGCCUCAGAGAAGAAUCUCAGGCCGCCGCUGUCGAGCUCGUGCCCGCCGUUGCUGAACAACCUAAUCAAGAGGUGUUGGUCGGCGAACCCGGCGAGGCGGCCGGAGUUCAGCUAUAUCGUGUCGGUGCUGGACAAGUACGACCACUGCGUCAAGGACGGGACGCCCAUCAUGGUGCACCAGGAGCUAAGAAUCUGGAGCUCCUUCGUCAAGAUCUUCAGGAUGGGAUGCGUCGCAAACAACUUGUCCAUACCGGUGCACUCCUGAUCGUGAUCGGUGACAAGACCAUCAUAAUCUGAGUUCAUGAUAUGAUAUUUCUUUGUAACUAUGAGUAUUCCCGCAUGUACGAAUGCCCUGCUUCUGUUUGUUAAUUAAUUUGUCAUUUAUGGCUUUAUCUGACAAGUUAUCUGAAUGCCAUAUUAUCUCAGAUGUCAA
Lolium perenne is the source of this 1787-nucleotide messenger RNA. Its product is annotated as serine/threonine/tyrosine-protein kinase HT1. Gene Ontology annotation, biological process: protein phosphorylation. Gene Ontology annotation, molecular function: ATP binding; protein serine/threonine kinase activity. NCBI's taxonomy places the organism in Eukaryota, Viridiplantae, Streptophyta, Magnoliopsida, Poales, Poaceae. The record is from RefSeq and is a predicted model, not a curated record.